GGAAGAUGGCAGCGCUGGCGGCGGUGGAGUCUCCAUCAGGGAGCGAUGUUCUGGCUGAAGGUUUGCUUGAUCUGCUGAAACCUGCCGUGCAGCAGCUCGAUCUUCAUGUCUACUCAAUCAGAGAGAGUCAGGUGGAGCUCCGGGAGCACAUCGAUAACCUGGCGACGGAGCUGUGCAGGAUUAAUGAACAUCAGAAGGUCGCCCUGGACCUGGACCCUUACGUGAAGAAGCUGCUGAAUGCCAGACGCAGAGUCGUCCUGGUCAACAACAUCCUUCAGAAUGCCCAGGAACGUUUGAGGCGGUUGAACCAUAACGUAGCGAAGGAGACGGCACGCCGAAAAACCAUGCUGGAAACGUCGGGAGCGUUUUCCACUCGCUCUCCCAACAAACCCUGAUGACCUGAUGACCCCAAACAUCACGUCAACCUACGGAGCUUUAAGAAUGAACACUGUGCUGUAGUUCCAGUGACGUGCACCAUCAUCUAUAGUGUAUAGUAAAGCAGCCAAACGGAAUGCUAACUGCUAACGAGUCCCAGCUAAUAAUUAAAAUAAUUUUAAUAGUGGUUCUGAUCUUUACUCCGAAUGUAGCCGAUAAGCUGAUUCAGAUUUGCUGGCAUGUUUAGUGUAUGUAAGUGUAAAAUGACUACUUUAACUAGUCUAACUAUACCGUUUAUGUAAAUAAACUGUGCUACCGGGCUGGUCGGGCGCUCUACAGACACACCACGCCACGUCUGAGCGAGAGAAGGUCGAAUCGGGUUGCUUGUCUUGUUGUUCCUGCUGCAGCAGCGCCAUCUGCUGUCUGGUCGAGACGUUUGCACCGAUGGUGGAGGAACACUUGGGUGUAGCGUGCUCCUCUGGUUGGUGAGGCAGAGGUUAACUGGGUAAACUCCCAUCACCUGAAGAAGCAAACAUCAGCCUGCAGACGCCUUGGCUAAGCGAAUACAUGCGGGGUGGGCAGGGCGGGGGCGUGGCGCUUAAAUUUGUAUUUUAAUUGACGUCUAGUGUUUCUGUUUUCCAUUAGUUUGCAAUAAUUUACGUUGUCUUGUUGGCUGUAGAUCUACAGAUCAGAGCUGUGUUACUUGUAGCAUGUCGCUAAAGUAGCACGCGGCUUCGUUUUCAUUCAUGAUAAGUGUCGCAUCUUGCUAAAUAGCUAAUCAGCUAGCUACGUGUUUAAAUAAGUUAUGCAGAACAGUUGACUCUUUUUUUGUUUGGUGAGUCUUUGUGAGGUCUCAAACCGUCACUGUUACUUGUUAGCAUGAAUUCUGAUCAAAAAACACUCUAAAUCUAGCAUGUACGUAACGCUGUCGUGCUUUUAAUUAUUUGUCGCAUGGUUCACGUGUAAAUGUUUUGAGAUUCUGAACGUGAUUUAUUUGCAUGUAAACGGUUCUGAUUUUAUUAAAGGCGAGUAUGUAAAGAU
Messenger RNA from Trichomycterus rosablanca, 1416 nucleotides. It is a transcript of the gene snapin, whose product is annotated as SNAP associated protein. Gene Ontology annotation, molecular function: SNARE binding. Bases 6 to 395 code for a protein of 129 amino acids. The record is from RefSeq and is a predicted model, not a curated record. Gene Ontology annotation, biological process: lysosome localization; endosome to lysosome transport; intracellular protein transport. Lineage: Eukaryota; Metazoa; Chordata; Actinopteri; Siluriformes; Trichomycteridae. The transcript is spliced from 4 exons. Gene Ontology annotation, cellular component: BORC complex; synaptic vesicle; BLOC-1 complex.